Cadophora gregata is the source of this 3003-nucleotide messenger RNA. It is a transcript of the gene TEL2, whose product is annotated as telomere binding protein. The transcript is spliced from 3 exons. Gene Ontology annotation, molecular function: Hsp90 protein binding; telomeric repeat DNA binding. Gene Ontology annotation, biological process: protein stabilization; telomere maintenance via telomerase. Gene Ontology annotation, cellular component: cytosol. The coding region runs from base 1 to 3003 and encodes 1000 amino acids. NCBI's taxonomy places the organism in Eukaryota, Fungi, Ascomycota, Leotiomycetes, Helotiales, Ploettnerulaceae. The record is from RefSeq and is a predicted model, not a curated record.
AUGGAAGGCUUGCUCACUCCCGUGAGUACUUCUUACAAAGAUGAAAAUAAACCAAACGAAGAUGCUCUCGUCGAAGUUGUCAAGGCACCAGAACCCAGAUCGAAAUCCUGGUUCCAGACUGCAUUAACACCUGCAGAAGCCCUGGAGAUACUGCGGAAUGAACCAGAUUAUGGCACUCUGAUUUUUGUUCUAAAAUUCAUCGGGAAGAAUAGCCAAGAUUUCGAUAUCACUUUACCUAGCCCUCUUGCAGCGCAAUUAGUCCAUACCUUAGUGUCAGACACAGUUCCCAACUACUGGCCUGUACUGCAAGAAUCCUCAAAUGGCAAGAAAGGGAAGGCUGGAAAGCACUGGCAUAUCUCAUCAGACCUCGAAAUUCUACUUUCGUGUCUUCGAAGUGUCACGGCUUUGAAUGCAAUCCUGCUGAGUCUCAAGCAGCAUAUCCAAAAGUCAAAAGAACUCAAGAAAAGCAUAGGCGGGCCAAAGAUUCGAGAUAUCUUGGCCAUCAAUUUGCAACUUUUAGAAGCAAUCCUAGGAGGAGUCAAGACAGUAAGUGUAAUAUGGAAGACUAUCUGCGCCACGCCAGAUCAGCCAAAGCAGAAGGGUGUCUGGAAUGAGUUCUUGGGGCUGGCAGCUGGCGGCAAGAUAUUAGGGACUGCUGCAGAAUCAGAAGAUGUAAUCAAUGAUCUUAGCGAGAAGAUUGGAGAGAAACAUUGGGUAGCCCAUGGAACUCUGUAUAGCCGCUGGCUGUCCCAGAACAUUACGUACUGGGCGAAGAAUCUCCCGAUCGAUUCUGAAGAUGCUUGGCAAAGUUGUGCUGAGCUUCUCAGCAAGUCAUUUCGUCUUGGACAUACAGACAGCAUCAUGAAGGAACUUCUGUCCUCUUUACUUCUUCAAGAGAAAGAGUACAAGCCUCAGUUUCUAAAGCUUGUUGGAUGUUUGCCAAACUUUGAGCAACGAAACUUCCUUUACUCCCUUCUCAAAAUAGUCUCUAGAGACUUCUUGUCUUCUCCAGUAACGACCGAAGCGGAUCCUCAAUGGUGGAAGUCGGAUGCAUCAGUUGUCGCUGCAGCUGCGCGCCUCAUAAGUCUCGUGGUUGCCGAGAAUGAGUCUCGCAAAAACUUGCUCAUAUCCUGGUUGACCAACUCAUCCGGAGCUGGCGUUGGGGAUGGUAUUGCAAUCCGAAGAGCUGUAAUUAUGUCACUUUCUGUGGGAAAAUCCGAUAUUGAGGCUAUUCUGGAAAAAAGCCUGGCGCAAUUUGGGGACCAGUUGUACAUCAGGCACACUCCCACGUUACAGCAAGAAGUACAUGCACAAGUCCUACUCCUUGCGGCGGGCUAUGUCCACCGGAAAGCCCCACUUCGUCUUACGAUGAUGAUGAGAUCUGGAAGUCACCUGGGUGUGGUUUCAAACCGACUUGCCGCUUCAUCUCCCAGAGCGCGUUUCCUCGGUAUGUGUGUCGGAGAGGCUCUUUCCGGUUUAGUUGACAAAGGAGACAAGAAAAUGGACUUCAAAGUCGAUGAGAUGAGCACAGAUGAAGCAAACUGGUACAAAAGCCUAGUCAAUAUAUUCGACAGCGUUGGAUCUCUUGACCCAUUCAAGACUGGAGCAGUAGCGAAGGUAUUCAAGAGACAGCCACAAAGAUUCACUCAACAAGUAAAGAGGGUCCCGGUACCGACGGGCUCAAAAAUCAUAGCCAUCGAAGAAAUUGACGACUCUGAGGAGGAAGGAUCAGAUGAUGAUGAUCUCACUCCAUACGCGAAACCUGACUCCGACGCUGAAGACUCCGAUGAAGACGCAACGUUGAUCACCCGCAAUAAACCCACAGCUCCGGUCUAUAUUCGCGAUCUCAUCACCUACCUGCGAGAUACGGAAAACUACGACCGUCAAAAGCUCGCCUUGACAACAGCUGCACCACUAAUCCGACGAAAAGCUAACUUUGGUACCGAAGUCAGCGCUCACGCUGAGGAACUUGCAGCGCUGCUAGUUGGCCUUCAAGACAAAUACGAGAUCGACAAUUUCCAAGAUAUGCGAAUCCAAGGCAUGAUCGCUGUUCUGAUCGCUCUACCCUUGAAAAUGGGACAGUGGUUCUCGAAAACCUUCUUCGACGGCGACUACUCCAUCUCUCAACGAGCGUCAGUCCUUACGACUUUGGGACUGGGUGCGAGAGAAUUGGGCGGCUUUGGCAGCGAAGACGAGUCUCUCACAAAGAUGAAGAACCUCCCAUCAACAGCCAAUCCUUCGUUCCCCAGCAAAACUCUCCCACCACACAUCCACACGCACUACACCCCUCGAACGGCAGAGCCCAAGAAAUCACUGAAGUCAACACCCAUCUCCGCCCUCGACACCCUCACUACAAACCUCUCCAACACCAUGAUCGCCCCAAUUGCCACCUCCCUCGCGGAUAAGCUAACCGGUCCCUCCAUCCUCAAAAUCCGCACCUUCUCCAGCCGCAUGGCCGUCGAAGCCUCUCGUAAGAAACCCACCACCAACGCACUCGCCCAGAUCGUCUCGACUGGAUUCUUCUUCCCGCUCACAGGUCGCUUCUCCUUACACCUCAAAACGUUUGGAGCUUCCUCAACAGCAAAUAUAACGUUCCAUCCUUACCUAUUGUCGCUAUUCCUCAAGACUCUUUCUUUACUUCUCCAUGCUUCAGGGCCAAACACGCUGUCACUCCCGCAAAUGACAAGUGAGUUCUGGGAUUUAUGUCUGGGGCUGCGAGCACAAGCGGUAGGAGACGUGAUGGUGCUUGAAGCGCUACUGUUCAGUUUCCUGUCGAUACUGGAGGUCAAUGGAGAUAAAAGGGGAUUAGUGGAGGGGUUUGGGCGGCAGAUGUUGGAGACGCAGGAGUGGGUUGAGGGUGUGUUUGGGAGACUAGGGGCUGGUGGGAGUGAGGAGGACGAGAGGGCUAGGAUGCUGGCUGCAGGGGUGUUGGUGAGGAUUAGGGAGAAUGUGGAGAAGUAUCAGGCACUACUUCUAGGCGACAUGGCUAGCUUUCGAGGUUGA